CCCAGCUCACAGGGGGCACUAUAUUUACAACAGCCAAUGAAAAAGCUGUGGAGGGUGAGGAUUUGGUGUUUCAAUGUUUACUAAAGAGUGAUGUGGAUGAAGUGGCAGCUGUGGAUAAGGUGAGGUGGUACGUCAAUAGUUCAAAUGUUCUACAAGACAAUAAGACAUUGGAGGAUGCUUUCAAAGGCCGAGUGUUUUUGUCUGGUGAUGUGUCUAUGGGAGAUCUAUCGAUGACACUCAAGAAUGUGUCUGUGGAGGAUCAAGGCCUUUAUUUGUGUGUCUUCAUAUCGACAAACUCAACUGUUCUACAGGGGGGCGAGACCAAACUCAACAUCAGCAAAGAAUCGGGUGUGAUCAAAGAGUCUGUGGGCACUAUAAUUGGCAUUGUUGUGGCAGCUGUUGGCGUGGCACUAGGGCUGGUUGCUGUGAUACUGUCUCAGUUCAAGGACAAGCUGAACUGUCUGCAGAAGUGACGAGGGCAGCGGCCAUGGCUUAUGAAUGUUAGGAGAGCGGAUAUGAUGCUGAAAAGGCCAAAGGUAAACAAGAACAAGCAGGCAUGCAUAAGCCAAGCUCUGAAUUUCCUGCAUUACAGAAUGACAUCGGUGACAUUUAUCUCAACCAGCUGUGCCACUGAUAUAUGAACCGUCUA
Triplophysa dalaica is the source of this 649-nucleotide messenger RNA. Its product is annotated as Immunoglobulin superfamily member. The record is from RefSeq and is a predicted model, not a curated record. The transcript is spliced from 2 exons. The coding region runs from base 216 to 473 and encodes 85 amino acids. Lineage: Eukaryota; Metazoa; Chordata; Actinopteri; Cypriniformes; Nemacheilidae.